AUGCUCAGGCUACAGAAGAGACUUGCCUCUAGUGUCCUGUGCUGUGGUAAAAACAAGGUCUGGUUGGACCCCAACGAAACCAAUGAUAUCGCCAAUGCCAACUCCUGUCAGCAGAUAUGGAAGCUGAUCAAAGAUGGGCUGAUCAUCCGGAAGCCUGUGACUGUCCAUUCCCGGGCUCGAUGCCGGAAAAACACUUUGGCUCCGUGGAAGGGCAGGCAUAUGGGCAUAGGAAAGCAGAAGGGUACUGCCAAUGCCCGAAUGCCUGAGAAGGUGGCUUGGAUGAGAAGAAUGCGGAUCCUGCGCCAGCUCCUCUGGAGAUACCGUGAAUCCAAGAAGAUUGACCGCCAUAUGUAUCACAGCCUGUAUCUGAAGGUCAAAGGGAAUGUCUGCAAAAACAAGUGGAUUCUCAUGGAGCACAUCCACAAGCUGAAGGCAAACAAGGCUGGUAAGAAGCUCCUGGCUGACCAGGCUGAAGCUGUCUCAGGUCGAAGACCAAGGAAACAAAAAAGUGCUGGGAGGAACGCCUCCAGGCCAAGAAGGAGUUGA
This is a messenger RNA of Chionomys nivalis (European snow vole), 546 nucleotides long. RefSeq names its product 60S ribosomal protein L19-like. Gene Ontology annotation, molecular function: structural constituent of ribosome; RNA binding. The transcript has a single exon. Bases 1 to 546 code for a protein of 181 amino acids. Lineage: Eukaryota; Metazoa; Chordata; Mammalia; Rodentia; Cricetidae. Gene Ontology annotation, biological process: translation. Gene Ontology annotation, cellular component: cytosolic large ribosomal subunit; ribosome. The record is from RefSeq and is a predicted model, not a curated record.